This is a messenger RNA of Thalassophryne amazonica, 5708 nucleotides long. It is a transcript of the gene eprs1, whose product is annotated as glutamyl-prolyl-tRNA synthetase 1. Gene Ontology annotation, biological process: translation; prolyl-tRNA aminoacylation; glutamyl-tRNA aminoacylation. Gene Ontology annotation, molecular function: proline-tRNA ligase activity; glutamate-tRNA ligase activity; ATP binding. Lineage: Eukaryota; Metazoa; Chordata; Actinopteri; Batrachoidiformes; Batrachoididae. The record is from RefSeq and is a predicted model, not a curated record. Gene Ontology annotation, cellular component: cytoplasm; aminoacyl-tRNA synthetase multienzyme complex. Bases 126 to 4892 code for a protein of 1588 amino acids. The transcript has 35 exons.
GGCGCUCCUUUCUGGUUGUGAGGUGCUCGGUGGAGCUUGCAGCUGUGUUGUGUAUCUGUGCAGAUUUCAUUUUUCUGAAAUCGCAGAGGAUUCACUGUCUGCCUGGAAACGAAAUAAUACAGACAAUGGCCUUAAACUUCACCAUCAACAGAAACAGUCUACCUCUCGGGGCGCUGUUGACGGCAGAGCACAUGAAGGAGACUGUGCAGCUGGUGGUGGAGGAAGGAAAAGAUACCAGACUUCGUGUCUCAGAUGCAGUCCAGUUCAGUGAUACCAACUCCAUCAGUCGCUACUUGGCCCGGGUUGCCCCUGCCCUUGGCCUCUAUGGAUCCAACAUGAUGGAGCAGACGGAGGUGGAUCACUGGCUGGAGUUCAGUAUGCGCCGUCUGUGUGCUCAGCCUGCUUUGGCUGUGGCUCUGGGUGAACUGGACAAGGCUCUGUCCCUGAGAACCUUCCUGGUUGGACACACCCUCACCCUGGCUGAUCUCUCUGUCUGGGCUGCUCUUAGAGGUCACAGUGAAUGGUCUGGACAGGACAAAUCCUUCUCCCAUGUCAAUCGCUGGUUUUCGUUGCUGAGCUCACAGGUUCCCUUCACUUCUGUGGGCAGCAAGUACACCAGCAGCAAAGCUCCACCAUGCAAGUCCAAUUCUGAGGAGAAGGAGAAGAAGCAAGACGUUGGAAAGUUUGUGGAUUUGCCAGGAGCUGAAAUGGGCAAGGUGGUAGUGCGAUUCCCUCCUGAGGCCAGUGGCUACCUUCAUAUCGGCCAUGCGAAAGCAGCUCUGCUCAACCAAUACUACCAGCUUACAUUCAAAGGCAAACUCAUCAUGCGCUUUGAUGACACUAAUCCUGAGAAGGAGAAGGAGGAUUUUGAGAAGGUCAUUCUGGAAGAUGUUGCCAUGCUCCAUAUCCAUCCAGACCAGUUUUCUUACACCAGCGACCACUUUCCUGCAAUCAUGCGCUUUGCAGAGCAACUGCUCGCUGAGGGCAAAGCUUACACCGAUGACACUCCACCGGAGCAGAUGAAGCAGGAGAGGGAGCAGCGCACAGAGUCUAAAUGCCGGAACAAUACUGUGGAGCAGAACAUGAAGAUGUGGUUGGAGAUGAAAGCAGGCACAGAAUACGGUCAGACCUGCUGUUUGAGGGCCAAGAUUGACAUGAACUCCAACAACGGCUGCAUGAGAGACCCCACCCUUUACCGCUGCAAGAACACACCCCAUCCUCAAACUGGAAACACCUACAAGGUGUACCCAACGUAUGACUUUGCCUGCCCCAUUGUGGACAGUCUGGAGGGUGUUACUCAUGCCCUCCGUACCACUGAGUACCAUGAUCGUGAUGAGCAGUUCUACUGGAUAAUUGAUGCCCUGCGCCUCAGGAAGCCUUACAUCUGGGAGUAUGCGCGACUCAACCUCAACAACACUGUGCUUUCCAAGAGGAAGCUGACCUGGUUUGUUGACCAGGGAUUUGUUGAUGGAUGGGAUGAUCCUCGCUUCCCCACUGUCAGAGGAGUCCUGAGGAGAGGAAUGACUGUGGAGGGUCUGAAACAAUUCAUAGCAGCUCAGGGGGGAUCGAGAUCAGUGGUCAACAUGGAGUGGGACAAGAUCUGGGCCUUCAAUAAAAAGCUGCCAAUUAGCUGUCUGAAGGUUAUUGACCCAGUAGCUCCCAGAUACACAGCUCUGUCCAGGUCCUAUGUGGUUCCUGUUUCCAUCCCAGAAGCUGUAGAGGAGAUGAAGGAAGCAGCCAAACACCCAAAGAAUGCUGAGGUGGGGAUGAAGGAGGUUUGGUAUGGUCCUCAAGUUCUGAUUGAAGGUGCAGAUGCUGAGACUUUGUCAGAGGGAGAGAUGGUUACCUUCAUCAACUGGGGCAACAUCAUCAUCACCAAAAUCAACAAAAGUCCAGAUAAUAAGGUUGCAUCCAUUGAGGCUCGUCUUAACUUGGAGAACAAGGACUACAAGAAAACUGCAAAGCUCACUUGGCUGGCUGACACAUCCAGCGCCCCUCUGUCGCCUGUCAUCUGCAUCAACUACCAACCACUCAUCUCCAAAGCAGUCAUCACCAAAGAUGAUGACUUCAAAGAGUACAUUAAUAAAAACAGCAAGUUAGAGGAGAAAAUGUUAGGAGAUCCAUGUUUAAAGAACCUGAAAAAAGGUGAUAUCAUCCAGCUCCAGAGGCGGGGCUUCUACAUCUGUGACCAACCUUAUGAGCCAAUCAGUCCUAACAGCUGUAAGGAGAGUCCUUGUGUUCUGCUUUACAUUCCGGAUGGACACACCAAGGAGAUGCCAACAUCUGGAUCCAAGGAAAAAAGCAAGAGCCAGGGUCCCAGCUCUACAAUGGAUAUCGUCUUUCAGCCUGACCUUCCUGCCAAGAAUACCUUAACCUCAGCCUUGAAAACUACCUCAUCCCCACCUGGAGAGCUGUUCUCAAGUAUUGCAGCUCAAGGUGAAGCUGUUCGCCAGCUAAAAGCUGCCAAAGCUCCAAAAGAUGAAGUGGACAAGGCAGUUGAGCUGCUGCUUUCUUCAAAGGCUCAGUUCAAGCAGCAAACAGGUUUGGACUACAAGCCAGGCAUGACUCCACCUACCUCUGGACCAGCUGCACCCAUCUUGUUGUCAGGCUCUGAAUCGUGCCCAUAUACCCUUGUUGUCCAACAGGGGGAGCUAGUGAGGAAACUGAAGUUAGACCAGGCACCCAAGGACCAGAUUGAUGUAGCUGUGAAGCAGCUCCUCACUCUGAAGGCAGAGUUUAAAAAGCUGACCGGUCAAGAUUACAAACCAGGGAUGGCCCCACCUGUCCCCACCUCCUCUGCGCCUUCUUCUGCACCUCCUUCCUCUUCUUUCUCCUCCUGCCCUGUCGGACUUUACCAGCGAGUCGCACAACAUGGGGAGGUUGUGAGGAAGCUGAAGUCUGAAAAAGCACCAAAGGACCAAGUCGAUGCUGCCGUCAAGCAACUUUUGGAACUGAAGGCAGAGUACAAACAGCAGACCGGAGAGGACUACAAACCAGCACAACAAGCCCCACCUAGCCCUGCUCAGACCCAAUCCAGCUCCUCCUCACAGACCCAGGACCUGUUCUCAAAAGUUGCUCAGCAAGGGGAGACCGUGAGGAAGUUAAAAUCUGAGAAAGCUCCCAAGGAUCAGGUAGAUGAAGCUGUGAAGCUUCUGUUGGACCUGAAGAACCAGUACAAGACCCUAACUGGAGAGGAUUACAAACCCAUCUCUGCAGCUGGAGCCGCUGCAGGGGAGUACAAAAACCGCAAAGAGAGAGAAAACAAAUCCGAGAAACAGGGAGGAGGAGGAGGAGGGAAGAAAGCCAAAGGAGACAAAGCCAGUCAUUACAAGGAGGUCCCAGGAGGAGCAGGAGGUGCAGGAGAUGGUCAAGGACCCAAAAAACAAACACGGUUGGGUCUUGAGGCUAAGAAAGAAGAAAACUUGGCUGAUUGGUACUCACAGGUCAUCACUAAAUCAGAAAUGAUUGAGUACUACGACGUCAGCGGCUGUUACGUGCUGCGACCGUGGGCCUUUGCCAUCUGGGAGAGCAUUAAGGAUUUCUUUGACCGGGAAAUUAAGAAGCUGGGUGUGGAAAACUGCUACUUCCCCAUGUUUGUCUCCCAGGCUGCCCUGGAGAAAGAAAAGUCCCACAUUGCGGACUUUGCUCCAGAGGUGGCCUGGGUAACACGUUCAGGGAAGACCGAGCUGGCAGAGCCCAUUGCAGUCAGACCCACCAGUGAAACCGUGAUGUACCCAGCCUAUGCUAAAUGGGUCCAAUCCCACAGAGACCUGCCAAUCAAACUUAACCAGUGGUGCAACGUUGUGAGGUGGGAGUUCAAACACCCACAGCCCUUCCUCAGGACGAGGGAGUUCCUGUGGCAGGAGGGACAUACAGCCUUUGCCACCAAAGAGGAGGCGGCUGAGGAGGUGCUGCAGAUCCUGGAUUUGUAUGCCAGGGUGUAUGAAGAGCUGAUGGCGAUCCCUGUGGUAAAGGGUAAAAAAACCGAAAAGGAGAAGUUUGCAGGAGGAGACUACACCACCACUGUGGAGGUUUAUAUCUCUGCCAGCGGGCGAGCCAUCCAGGGUGCUACAUCCCACCACCUUGGUCAGAAUUUCUCCAAAAUGUUUGAGAUUAUGUUUGAAGAUCCGAAGAACCCGGGCCAGAAACAGCUGGUCUAUCAGAACUCAUGGGGAAUCACAACCAGGACCAUUGGCGUCCUGACCAUGGUCCAUGGAGACAACAUGGGACUCGUGCUGCCACCCAGGGUGGCCUGCCUGCAGGUUGUCAUUAUUCCAUGUGGAAUCACAGCGUCUCUGAAAGAGGAGGACAAGGAGGCGCUGUUGGCGCAGUGCUCUAAAUACUUGAGGCGUCUCCAGGAUGCCGGCAUCAGGGUGAAGAGUGACCUCCGGGACAACUACUCACCAGGAUGGAAGUUCAACCACUGGGAGCUGAAGGGGGUUCCUGUCCGUCUGGAACUUGGUCCUAAGGACAUGCAGCAACAACAGUGUGUUGCGGUGAGGAGAGACUCUGGGGAAAAGGUCACCAUUCCUGAGGCUGAGGUGGAGAAGCGGCUGGCCGCUAUGCUGGAAGACAUCCAAAACGGCCUUUACAACAAAGCUUUGGCUGACCUUACGAGUCACAUGGUGGCUGCGGACACAUUGGAGCAGUUCCAGAAGGAGUUGGAUGAUGGAAAGAUUGUCCAGAUCCCAUUCUGUGGAGAAAUUGAGUGUGAGGACUGGAUCAAGAAAACCACUGCCAAGGACCAGGACCUGGAGCCUGGAGCUCCAUCUAUGGGGGCAAAGAGCCUGUGUGUCCCCUUUAAACCCCUGAGAGCACUGCAGCCUGGUCAGAUGUGUGUAAGCGGCAAAGAGCCUGCUCAGUUUUACACCCUGUUCGGACGCAGUUACUGAAGUCCUGCAGCACGAACGUUCCAGUCUGAAAGAACUCUUCUGUACUUUGUAUCUCCUCUGGGGUCUUGUGGGUUGAUGGCCAUAUAGACGUGAAUCAGCGACGGUGUUUAGACUGGGAACUUUUUUUAACGCGUUACAACACUUUGAACGGUAAAUAAAAAUGGGCAGAAAACUUUUCUGUUGCAAUCUGAGAAGCAGCAGUUCUCUUGGUUACUAAGAUCAGGAGUUUCUAAUCUCGAAAUUAGAAACUCUCAAAAGAUGGUUGUUUGGGAAUUCUCAUCAGGGGCCUGACCUAGUGUAGAAAACGUUUCAAGUCUGAAGGUUUAGAUAACAAACGUGUCAGCUGGAUUGUGUUAAUGACUGUAGUCAGGAUAUUUUCUUUAACACCAUACAUGAUUCUGAUGUCAAAACAGAAAAUCUCGUCUUUCUUGGAUGUAUAACUUCAGUGCAUGUGCAAGAAAGGAUUUUGAUCACGUGUGGGUGUUACAGUCUGAAAUGUUUGCCCUGGAAAGGAGAGGCAAUGCUGAAGUGUUUCAAAUUCAGAAUUUACUGUUGGUGGUCAUCAUACAAGCAGCAGUGAGCACCAGACUUCUGCUUUAGAAAUGAAACAAAAUGACAAACAAGCUUAUUUCAAGCUACAUAUAACUUCAAAACCACACAUAUGUGGACAGUUGCACAAAUUAUUUCCUUUGAAGGGCCAUAAAUUAAUCUGAAUGGAGCCACCAGCCAAAAGUAAAAGCUGAUGUGUGAAUUACAUGUGUACAUUUAAAUGUAUUCAUAGUAAUACUUUAUUUCAGACUCACAAAUGGUCCCAUU